Pseudophryne corroboree (corroboree frog) is the source of this 3132-nucleotide messenger RNA. RefSeq names its product FYN binding protein 2 (gene FYB2). NCBI's taxonomy places the organism in Eukaryota, Metazoa, Chordata, Amphibia, Anura, Myobatrachidae. Gene Ontology annotation, biological process: protein localization to plasma membrane; T cell receptor signaling pathway; integrin-mediated signaling pathway. The record is from RefSeq and is a predicted model, not a curated record. The transcript has 23 exons. Gene Ontology annotation, cellular component: plasma membrane. Gene Ontology annotation, molecular function: protein binding. The coding region runs from base 240 to 2513 and encodes 757 amino acids.
AGGUGUAGAAUGGGUUUGCUUCCUGCACAGGAGAGAGGGCUGCCUCGUUAAAAAACCAAAUAGCCCAGGUGUGGGAGGGACUGAACAGGACCUCAGGGGAAAACAAUAAGGCUUGACAGCAACAUAAGAGAUGUUCCUGUUACAAGGAAGUAAUGACAUAUGAAAUGAGAGAAUCCUGAGGUGCGACACUAGACACUGCUUUACCAAGACAGCUGAGGCUGGAGUACGGAGGAGGCAUCAUGGAUAUGGAAGAACCACUAGACUUUAAAUCGCUUUGUGAAAAGUAUACACAUGCCAGCCGCUCUAGCACCCUGCCGGCAAACUAUUCCAGACCCCAGCAUGAUCAGAUCUCUGCAGCCAACAUUUCCCAUGUACGUUCCAAUCCAGCGUUGCAGGGUGUCAUCUCCGUUCUAGAGGGCCAAGUCAAGCCACCCAUUGCAAAGAAGCCUGCUCUGCCAGUUGGUAUUUCGGGUAUUGCAAAGCCGUCGCUUGCACCGGCAAAUAGGAGGCCUACAGACUUUCUCAGAGCCAAGUUAUCAACAGAAAAGGAGUCCAUGAAGUUAAAUAAAAUGUUCCGACAGACUUUGCAUAUUAUGGACCACUCCAGGAUGGAAGGGGAUGGAAAGAGUGACAGUCGCCCACAAGUCUACAGACUGUCCUGUCCGAACAUCCCUGAACCAAGGGCCCCCCAGCCUGCGGCUCCAGACUGCUAUGAAGAUGUGGACUCUGAUUUUCUGACCAAGGCAGAUCCUUCAUUGGUUACUAAUGACCUGAUCAAAUCUGCUAAUAGCUCCCCAUCAAUGAGCAGUAAAACAUGGAGGCCUGUGGAACACAAUUAUUCAUUUCCGUCCCAUAGCCUUUCUCCAACGAAAGCGAAUGUCUCUCACAGUCACAAGCUGGAUGGUGGAGAUGACAAACAGAAACCAUAUUGUGUGAGUAAGACACCUAAGUUGAAAUCUCUUCCAUCAAUCGAAUCUCUGGGACCACCACCACCCAAAGACCCCAGACCCCCAAAUGUGGAUCUUAGUGCAUUUCUGACUGGGUCACAGCAGGAUAGGACAGAGAACGUCCGUGAAGAAACCCCUGGCGCUGAAUACGAGCUCUCCUCUCCAAGCUCGGCUCUUAGUGAGGGUGAAUAUUACGAAGAUACUUUUCAUUUCGAUGAAUCGGCAGAAAGCGGUUCCAAUAUGUAUGAAGUAGAGGCAUUGGAUCAUGAGACCUCAGAAGUGGAGAAGAAUGAACCAUUUGCCACAAGUCCGAGCUCGGAGGAAUUGGACCAGGAAUGCUAUACGGACAUUCUGAAAUUAAGUGAUUUAGAAUCUGAUUUAAAUGUUUACGAAGAAGAGGAAACCUAUACUUUGUCUGACCCAGAUCUUACAGAGGACAGUUACUAUGAGGUUUCUGAGGAGGCUCAUAAAGAGCUCGGGCCACCCACCACAGUGAUGGAAACUUACCCUAGCUUUGCCUCCUCUGAAGGCUAUCACAGCGCUGGUGAGAUGGAGAUGGAGAAGGGCUCGCCUGCAGGGAGCGAAACCUACACUAUGGAGACAAAGACUGGAAAAAGUGAAAAUGGGGUCAGUACAGAAUUCCAGGUAAAUACAGUCUAUACAGCAACGAUUAUGGAGGGCUUUAAGCCUGAAAAGCACACACUUACUGUGAUGAAAGGGGAUAAGGUCAAGAUCAUUCGCAUUACAGACUGUCCCAUAGGAAAAUGGUUGGCACAGGAUGAGAACGGAAGCUAUGGAUUUGUUCCCGUGUCGUGCGUGAACAUCAACAAAGAUAUCUUAAACUAUCACAACGCACCUUCGUCACUGAUUCCAAUCACCCCUGAGGACAAAACCAGGACACCCAACGGCGGAGCUGGAGCGGACUUAUCCAUGGGAUCUGACAGCUAUUCCAUAAAAUCCAAUGAUGUAUAUGACGACAUUGGGAUCAAUCCUGUAGCACCAAACAAUCCUGUUGGAAAAAGCAAAGGAUUUGUGCACUUAUUCCGUAGGGACAAAGGCAAAAAAGAAGAUUUAGGAUCCGGAUACGCAACACCUCAUUUAAACACAAUGUCCCAAGAGGGCUCUGAAUAUUCCACCCAGGGUAUAAGCAGACCGCAUGAAAAAGAGAAGGAAGAGAAGUCGGCAGGUUGGCGGACAAUAUUCCACUCAAACAAGGAGCAGAGAGGGAGGUCCGAGACCCUAGGGGCGGAAGGGUCUGUAUUCGCUCAUUAUUUGGAAGGAAAACUUAACACACCAGGAGUGCUGAAAAAGUACGCCAAAGAGGAGAAGAUUUUCCGAGAGAAGUUCAAGUAUACCGGAGAUAUUAAUGCUAUAAAUAUUGCGACUAUCAAUGACCUGGCUCCACUAUCGGCAAAAGAGAAGCUGGAACUUGCAGUCACGGCGGGAGAAACCGUUGAGGUCAUAGACGUCGUCAAUGAGGAAAAGAUCAUCUGCCGAAAUAUUGCCGGGAAAUAUGGAUAUGUCCGGAUUGAGUAUUUAAACUUUCAACCGGAACAUUUCUCAUAAAACAGAAAAUAACUGGAGUAAAAAAAAAAAAGUGUUGGAAUAAAUGGACCCAAUCUGUAAGAAGAUACUCGGUGCGGAAUAUUAGAGUGUAAAGGCUGGGACGUGUAAUAACUGCACAGGUCCUAAAUGGCUGGAUAUUUAACUCUUAAGUUCUGAUAAUAGGACAGAUGUAUUAAGCCUGGAGAAGUGAUAAUUGGAAGGUGAUAACGCAUAUGUCAAUUUACAUAUUGGAGCUGAUUGGCUGGUGCGUUAUCACCUUGCACUUAUCACUUCUUUAUCACUUCUCCAGGCUUAAUACAUCUGCCCCAUUAUCUUUAUUACACAACAAUGAAAUGUUAUACACUUGGCCUAAUUUUUGGAAAUGUUUUUGAAACCUUCUAUUGUUCCAUCGGUGACGCUUGGAAGUCUGUAGUAGUCCAGGUACCCGGACAAGUUGAUCCAAAGAAUUGGAUCCACUCACUUUUUGUGAGGUAUAGAGACUGCGACGCCUUUAUUACAGAUCUCUGUAUUGGCUAGAAUCUUUUUAGAAGAUGUUCACUUUACUUAUCUGUGUUUCAUAUUGUAUAAGUCUGCGUAAAGGUGAAGAACACUUAAGUAUUUAAUAAAAUAUAUGUGGUGA